AACGAAGCGUUCAAACCUUAAGCUACUUCCAGCCACUCACUCCAGCCCGCAAGCAGCCGUUCCUCCACACCUCACCACUCUCCGUCUCUCUCUCUCUCUCUCUCUCUCUCUCUGAAUACAAAUGCACUUUAAAGUCUAAACCCUACCAGUUCAUCUCAAACUCGGCUCUUUCUGCUUCUUUGAAAACAGGUUUCCGAUGAACGAAAUGCCCUCCUUGGAAGACAUCAAGGUCCAAGGAAUUCCAACCUCUCUCACCCCAACCAAACUCAUUAAACCCUACUCUCAGACUCGUCGGCUCUUUCUGCUCCCAUCUCCUAUCGAAAUCCUAAUUCCCUCACCCAUAAGCCAUCUGAGUGCUGCCGAGCUGCUUUUUCUAUAACUCCUUACCGCUCUCUCCCUAGUUCUAAUUGUCUCAGAAUCGAGCAUGAUAACCGCUUCAAUGCACCUCAGGCACAUUUUUCAAUGCGACAAAAGCAAGACAUGCUCCUCUUCGGCGAUUACUCGGUUUAGAAGUCAGAUUCCCAUCAUAGGAAGCAGACUUUGCCGGUACAAUAACUGUAUCACUUCCAGCACGGUUGGCUUCCCUUUGAUCUGGCCAUUCUUUGCUGUUAUAAAUAAUUUUAUUGGAAAAUACCAUUUGCUUACAACCCAGGCCUCUCCUAAUGAAAAGGAAGUGACAGAUGAAGUCAUAAGUCAUAUUCUUACCACCAUAAUAAAUGCUCGAAGGCCAAAUGGAAAAGUUUGUACUGUUGUUAACGAGCUGUGUGAAUCAGGAAAUCUUUCUGCUGCUGCUAGAAUACUUCAAUCCUUACGUGAUAAACACAUCUUUCCGAGCCCUAUAGCAUAUAAUCUCUUGCUAGUGGCGGCGAGUGAAAGGCAUGACAUUGAUCUUUUGUCUCAAGUUUUCAAAGAUUUAUUGGUAUCUCGGGGAUCCUUGAGUUCGUCCUCUUAUCUUAAGGUUGCCAAGGCUUUUACAAAGACAGAUGAUGGUGUACAGCUACUCAGAUUCAUUGAAGAAGUGUCGGCUCUGACCUCUCCAAGCGUAACAGUUCUUAACAGAAUAAUCUCUGCAUUUGCUGAAUGUGGUCAGGUUGAUAAGGCCCUUCUGAUAUAUGAUAUGAUUAAGAGUCUAAGAUGUAAACCAGAUUUAGUAACAUAUAAUACCAUUAUGGAUAUCUUGGGUCGUGCAGGACGCACCGAUGAAAUGCUCCGUGAGUUUGCGUCCAUGAAGGAAGCUCGUAUUGUGCCAGAUAUCAUUUCUUACAAUACAUUAUUAAACAACUUGCGGAAAGUUGGGAGACUAGAUUUAUGCCUAGUAUAUUUCAGGGAAAUGGGUGAGAAUGGAAUUGAGCCAGAUUUGCUUACUUAUACUGCAUUGAUUGAGAGCUUUGGUCGAUCAGGUAACAUUGAGGAAUCUAUAAGACUCUUCAACAAGAUGAAGCUGAUGCAGAUCCGUCCUUCUAUCUAUUUGUAUCGUUCACUAAUAAAUAAUUUAAAGAAGAUGGGGAAGGUGGAGUUGGCGAUGAAAUAUUUGGAGGAAAUGAAUUCAUGUCUUUCAGAGCUUGCUGGUCCAAAUGAUUUCAAACGGAAAAGAAGGUAGUUGAGCACUCAGAUAACUUCAAGGUCUCCAUGUUCUUUGUUUAAUUUAAGCCAAGAUUCUGGAAGUCUCUGGUGGUGUGGGUGGUAUUGGUACUGAAGCUCGUGUUGAUAUAUCUCGCGUACCCGAAAAAUGUUUAGAGGAUGCCCAUGGGCAGCCUGCUUAUUCAUCUGACUGGCUUGUGUUGCUGUGUAAACUCUGGUUGCUAAUUCGGAAACCAUUUGCAAAUUUUUAACAUGCUUCUAGAGGUUGAUAUCAUCUGAGGAUGAUCAGUUGCUGGUACCCGUUCAAGAUUUAAGGGAGCGCAUAUGCUGUAUUGAAGGAUCUGUUACUAAGUUGCCUCGUAAUAGACUUUUCCUCGGAUGAAAUUAUUUUCAAGGUUUUGAAGCUAGGAAUUUGUCAGAGAUGGAUUUGCUCCACAAGUUAGGCGUGCAAAAUAAUCUCAGCCUGGUGGUUGAUGCCAUCAGAGAGCGUGCUCUAUGGUUCAACUUGAACCAUUUAAAAUAUGCUACAACAGGUAAUAGCUUUCACACAAUUCAUUCAGUGGCUAUUCCAACUCUUGUUCUGAUUUUUCUAAAAGAAUCUGACGAAUGGACGCCAACUUUUUUGGGUUUUGACCCUUGCGGAAGCAUAAGAUUGUGGAGUCUAGAAUCUAGAUUGAUUUAUUUAUUUGCGAUCCUUAUCUAAUGCUAUAGCAUCCCUUGUUGCUAAGUACCUUCCCUUUCAUUUGUUAAAACUAGAAACUGAAUGUGUUAUACGUUAAUGUGAUUUAAGAGUAUACAAAUAGUCACAAGCAAAAAGGUGAAGAACGCGAUCCAAGAAAAAGGUUUUGUUUAGGACUA
This is a messenger RNA of Juglans microcarpa x Juglans regia, 2439 nucleotides long. Its product is annotated as pentatricopeptide repeat-containing protein At1g11900-like. Gene Ontology annotation, molecular function: protein binding. The transcript is spliced from 3 exons. The record is from RefSeq and is a predicted model, not a curated record. NCBI's taxonomy places the organism in Eukaryota, Viridiplantae, Streptophyta, Magnoliopsida, Fagales, Juglandaceae. The coding region runs from base 425 to 1600 and encodes 391 amino acids.